Astyanax mexicanus (Mexican tetra) is the source of this 4274-nucleotide messenger RNA. It is a transcript of the gene pofut4, whose product is annotated as fucosyltransferase 11 (alpha (1,3) fucosyltransferase). Gene Ontology annotation, cellular component: Golgi membrane. The transcript is spliced from 4 exons. The coding region runs from base 159 to 1613 and encodes 484 amino acids. Lineage: Eukaryota; Metazoa; Chordata; Actinopteri; Characiformes; Acestrorhamphidae. The record is from RefSeq and is a predicted model, not a curated record. Gene Ontology annotation, molecular function: alpha-(1->3)-fucosyltransferase activity.
GGAGGAAUAAACACAGCAGAGCUUCUCCACGUAGCUUUAUUUACUGUAUUAUCUUUAUUUACUGUAUUUUAUUUAGUUUCUGUAGUUUAAUCUCUUUAAUUUGAUCAGAUCAUAUGAGGAGCGGAAGAGUUCAGACUGCGGCUGCGCGGUGAGGAGCUAUGUUUGCAGGGGCUGUGCUUGUGAUGCUGGUCUGGCUGGUACAGCUGUGGAUGCUGCAGUGUGGAGGUCAGGAACCCGUAGACCUGCUGGACAGGAGUGUGUUUCAGCCCCAGAGCGCUCUGGCUGAUAUGGACUUCGUCACUGUGAGCUCCUACAGAGGCCCAGGUAACACAGACACUCGCAGCAACAAGGAGCUCCCCAUCCUCCUGUGGUGGAGCUCCAACCUCUUCCCCCACUUCCCUGGAGACACCGAGCGGGUGGACUGCGCCCACUCGUCCUGCCUGGUCACCAGAAACCGUAAGGUGCAGCUGCAGCGCCGCACGGCCUCCAUCAUCUUCUACGGAACGGAUUUCCGGGCGUACGAGGCGCCGCUCCCUCGCCUGCCCCACCAGACGUGGGCGCUCUUCCACGAGGAGUCGCCCAUGAACAACUACCUCCUGUCUCACGGCCCUGGCAUCAGGCUGUUCAAUUACACCGCCACCUUCAGGAGGGAGUCGGAUUAUCCCCUCACCCUGCAGUGGCUGCCCUCCCUGGAGUACCUCCUCCAUCCUCCCUCCGUCUCUCUGCAGGAGAAGAACCGCUGGAGACAAGCCGGACUCGCUCCCGUCCUCUACAUGCAGUCCCACUGUGACGUGCCCUCAGACCGAGACCGCUACGUCCAGGAGCUUAUGAAGUAUAUAGAGGUGGACUCUUACGGGAAGUGUCUCAAUAAUAAGCCUCUACCUGAGCGUUUGGAGGACACCAGCACAGCUACAGGUGAGGAGAGGGAGUUUAUGAGCUUUGUUGGACGCUACAAGUUCCACCUGGCGCUGGAGAACGGCCUGUGUCCUGAUUAUAUGACGGAGAAGCUGUGGCGGCCCCUGCACCAGGGCUGCGUUCCCGUCUACAGGGGCUCGUCCUCGGUGUCCGACUGGCUUCCCAACGAUCAUUCGGCCGUUCUGAUCGACAGCUUCUCCUCUCCUAAAGAACUCGCCGACUUCAUCAGAGCUCUGGAUGAGGAUGAUGAGGAGUAUCUGCACUACCUGGAGUUUAAAACCCCCAGUAAGAUCACUAACCUGCGGCUCCUGGAGGGGCUCCAGAGCAGAGAGUGGGGCGUUAACGACAUGAGCAAACCCAACUACCUGAACGGGUUCGAGUGUUUCGUCUGCGAUCGGGAAAACGAGCGAAUAGCAGCGCAGAAAGCUCACAGACGAAACCCAACCAAGUUCCCUAAACCACAGCCCAAAACCGCCAACAGCACCCACAUGGGCUGCCCACUCCCCAGCCCUGGAUACGGACACGCAGACGAGAUCGACACCAAUGAUGGCUGGCUUCAGAUGUGGCCGCAGGACUACUGGCAGAGUCUGGAUCAGGCAGAGGGUCUGGAGUCUCUGAUAAAACACAAUGAGUCUGAUCCAGGGCUGCUGUGGCACCACAUUCACAGCAUGGCUAUGAAACGGAGCGGCGGCCAAUAGCAGCAGGACGUAGCGGACCCUCUCCAAGGACGUAUCGGACCCCGCGGUCGAACCACAGAGAGCUUUCACUGUGCCAAAGAACCUCAACUCAGGCCAAAACACCAGAACCCACUUCAGGUUCAUCUCGCUGCUGGAGGAGAGCUGAUCCUCUACACUGAAAUAAAGAUAUUUACUGGGUUACAUUGAGCAGAGGAUCUGCAGAUAUGGGUCAAUUACAUUAAAUUAAAGACUUUUGUACACUUUUUUAUACCACUUUGACACAAUUAAGACCACUUUUAUAAUAUAUUAUAACAAAAUGCCAAAAUAUAAACAACACUAGUAUUAAGUUUGCACACUUGGUGUGAAAUGGUCCUGGGUUGUAGUAAAACAUGAUAACAAGACAUGAUAACUUUUGUUGAUUAGUCUCCUCCCCUCCCCCCCAAUAUUUUCAAAUACAGAGAUUAUAGCUGACGCGCCCAAAAGACUUACAAUGCUAGUGAUAAAUAAAGUUAACUGUGCAACAAGCAGUUUACACCAUAAAAAAUCUCAAAGUAGGGAGAUUGCUGUUCGAAUCCCAGUCAUGCAGCUUGCCAGCAGCUGCCGGAGUCCCGAGAGAGCACAGUUGGUCUUGCUCUCUCUGGGUGGGUACAGUACAGUAGAUGGCGCUCUCUCUUUCCCCUCAUCACUCCUCCUAGGGUGAUGUGCAUCAGCACAAGGCUGCGUCUGUGAGCUGAUGUAUCAGAACCGAGUCGCUGCACUUUCCUCCGAGCGUCUAAGCUGAUUAACUCUAAGCUAACUUGCAUGUCAAAUUUGGAACCUGCAUAAUGUGAUGUGCAAACAAAACCAAAGACAUUUUUAGACACAUAAAGGCAUUUAUUUUAGCUUAAGACAUUUUAAGAAUCUGCAGAAAGCCUGUCUGAGCUAAGAAAGAAAGAAAGAAAGAAAGAAAGAAAGAAAGAAAGAAAGAAAGAAAGAAAGUAAGAAAGAAAGAAUCAACAGGACCUAUAGCUCUGUUAAAAAGACCAAAUUAAUUUAAGUUUCGUUAAUUUAAGUCAUAUUGAAGCAUAUUUAAAAGAAAAGAACACAGAAGUAUUAAGAAUGAAAUAUAAUUCCAGGUUUUUCAGUGCUUUUAUUUCUCUCCUUACCUUCGUUCAGCUUCAAGUCUUUUCAGGAGACCCUCAGAGUUCAGAUUUAGACAUCAGGAGUGUUUUCUGAUUCUCUCCGUCCGACUGGUUCUGAUCGUGUAUAAAGAUGUUGAUGUCAGUGUUUGUGUUUGUGUUGAUGUCGGUGUCCGUUGUCCUGAGAUCUGAGAUGAUCAGCAGCUUCUGUGUUUGUUCUGAUCAGAUCUUCUUCUGUUUGAUCUGUUUGCUUCUUGAUCAGCUUCUCAUCCUUUCAGACCCACAGCUCUGAGUUUAUUCUGAGUGAAAGAGGGACGGAGAGAAAGACCUGUAGAUGUUUUCUGAGAUCUGAAGCGUGGAGACGGUAGAGUCUGCUUUAUUUAUUAUUUUACUCUUUUCUCUGAAAGAUGAAAGCUUUAGCUGCUGUUUAUCUAAUGGGGGCUUCUUUUUUGAUGGUUCCGGCGUGGUUGCCGUGGUUGUCAAGUUUCCCAUUUUCUAUCUAUCUGUCUAUCUGUCUAUCUUCAAAUAUAUCUAUUUUUUAAAUCUCCUGAAAAAUGUAUGACUUCAUUGCUGUUUUGACAUUUUGACGUGUUUUUUUGUUUGUUUUUGUUUUUUUUACUGAAUUUUACCAAUUUUUUUGUUUAUGACUUGAAAAUGACAGCAAAACAUAAAGGGUUUGGAGAAUGAAUCUGAAACACCUGUCAUCAUUUUAGUGUGGGAUUUUAGGUUUCAUGGCUAAAUUGGAGCAGCCUGGUGUUCAAUCUUCAUUAAUUGCACAUUGCACCAGUAAGAGCAGAGUGUGAAGGUUCAAUUAGCAGGGUAAGAGCACAGUUCUGCUCUAAAUAUUACAAUGCACACAACAUUAUGGGAGACAUACCAGAGUUCAAAAGAGGACAAAUUGUUGGUGCACGUCUUGCUGGAGCAUCUGUGACCAAGACAGCAAGUCUUUGUGAUGCAUCAAGAGCCACGGUAUCCAGGGUAAUGUCAGCUCAGCAUACCACCAAGAAGCACCAACCACAUCCAACAGGAUUAACUGUGGACGCUGUAAGAGGAAGCUGUCUGAAAGGGAUGUUCGGGUGCUAACCCGGAUUGUAUCCAAAAAAACAUAAAACCACGGCUGAUCAAAUCACGCAGAAUUCAAUGUGCACCUCAACUCUCCUGUUUCCACCAGAACUGUCCGUCACCACAAUCAAUUAUUGUGCUCUAAAACCAGGUGUUUCAGUUUCAUUCUCUAACCCCUGUACAUAAUACAUAAUAUUCCAUCUCAAUACAUCCCUGCAUCCAUACAUUCAGCAUUUCUCUGCAUUACUAGCUUUAUAUUAGUUUACAUUGUUCUCAGUGUAACGAGCCAUUAUUUAAUCCACAUUAAUCCAUAUUUAUAUGGAGACGCUUUAGAACAUCGUCAGCACAGAAACAGGAUCAUUUUAAUUCUGUGUUUAUCAGUGCAGCUGUUCUAAACAAGCCCUUCUGUGAUUUAUGAGAAAUAUAUUUGUCAGGCUGCCAAACUCGACAUUUAUAUUCAGCUGUUGUUUGUGUCCAGUAUAAAAUAUCUCUGUCUGCGUGA